ACUCCUCCUAGCCAUCAUCCAACACCAAGCCCAAGUCCGGUGGCAGCGACAUCUCUGAUCAGCCAACUGAUCCCGGUUCCUUGAGCUCAUGUCAUCUCCUGGCGAAGAGAUGGGCUGCUCGUAACUGGAGGUGGAGGGGAGAGGCGGGCAGGCGGGGGGUGGGGGGAGAGAGAGAGACAGGAGAAAAAGCCGAACAGAAACAAAAGCACAACCGUGGGUGCCCGCAACCAUGAAAGGCUUGCACUGUUUGCAAGAGCCGCUGCUCUGCCCGUGGACUAUGUCGUGAGGAGUGCCUUUCUUCGCUCGGGUUUUCGUCAAUAAAACGACACGCCAAGGAGGGGUAAAAGAUGUCCGCCUCUGUGGGGCCCCAAGGCGGCCCUCGCCCACCCACCGCGCCGCCUGCCAUGCCCGAUCUGCCGGACCUCAGUCACCUCACGGAGGAGGAGAGGAAAAUUAUUAUGGCAGUGAUGGUACGGCAGAAGGAGGAAGAGGAGAAGGAAGAGGCCAUGUUAAAAAGACUGCACCAGCAGUUCGAGAGCUACAAGGAGCAGGUGCGUCGCAUCGGCGCAGACACGCGACGACAGCAGGGCCAGCACAAGGACGACGCCCCCACCUGCGGGAUCUGCCGCAAGACCAAGUUCGCCGACGGCUGCGGGCACCUCUGCUCCUACUGCCAGACCAAGUUCUGCGCCCGCUGUGGAGGGCGCGUCUCCCUGCGCUCCAACAACGAGGACAAAGUGUGUCUCAUAGUGAAGGACAGGGUAAUGUGGGUAUGCAACCUCUGCCGUAAGCAGCAGGAGAUCCUCACCAAGUCGGGAGAAUGGUUUUCCGGGCGGGGCGGGAAGCCCUCGAGUCUGGGCGCGGCCCUGAGCGACCCGGCCAUGUGCGGUGAGGCCGCGCGGGACAAGAAAGUGCGCUCCAGGUCACAGAACCCCCUCAGCUCAGGCAGCGCCGGCCCGGACACCAUGCAGCCCGCCGCCGCUGCCACCACCGCUGCCGCCGCUGACCGCGGCAAGGGACCCGACCCCGUCCAGACCAACAUGCCUCCGCUACGCUCCCGCAGUGAGCCGCCACGGGAAAAGAAAAGGCCGUUGUCACUCCCGGAGCAGAACGGGAAGAUACUGAUCCGAGGGGAGCGCCGGCGUGGCCCGGGCAAGCUCCUGUCCCAGGCGUCGGAGGAGCGCGAACCCGGGGACCGACGGGAGAGCCGGCGCCUGGAGAAGGGCCGCUCCCAGGACUACGGCGACGCGGCGGAGCAGAGGAGGCGGGAGGACGAGGAGAGGCAGCGGCGGGAGGAGGAGUUCCAGACACGCUACCGCAGCGACCCCAACCUGGCCCGCUACCCAGUCAAGCCGCAGCCUGAGGAGCAGGAGAUGCGCAUGCACGCCAAGGUGUCCAAGGUGCGUCACGAGCGGCGGCACAGCGACGUGGCCAUCAACGAGGUGGGCCUGCCGAGCGAGGGCGGGGGCGGCGGGGGUGGGGGCGGGGACGUGCCCGAGAACCGGCUGGGCAGGCAGCGGGCCGGCGAGGCCGACCGCAAGGCGCCCCUGGAGAACCAUCGCUCUUACUCGGUGGACAGGACCACGGGGGGCGGCGGGGUGCAGGCCCCCCUGUCCAAACAGAGUCACGGCCCCCAGCCCCCGGCGCCACGGGGUGGACCGGCCGCCCCCCCAGGCCCGCCGGACCUCAGGGAGCCCCAGGACUGGGGCAGAAAGAGCCACCUGGACCCCGGCUCCGCCGCCGUCCUGCGUAAGACCAAGCGUGAGAAGAUGGAGAGCAUGCUGCGCAACGACUCGCUCAGCUCGGACCAGUCGGAAUCCCUGCGCCCGCCCCCGCCCCGGCCCUACAAGACCAAGCGCGGGGUCAACAAGAGGCAGAUGUCCGUCAGCAGCUCGGAGGAGGAGGGCGGCUCCACGCCCGAGUACACCAGCUGCGAAGAGAUAGACAGCGUGAAAGGUGACUGGGACUGCUAUCCCCUAGACCCAGCCGUGUGGCAUCAUCCUGUUACAUGGCAGCCCUCCAAAGAAGGUGAUCAUUUAAUCGGACGGAUCACUCUGAGCAAGAGAACGGCGAUGCCAAAAGAAGCAGGGGCCUUGCUGGGGCUGAAGGUUGUUGGAGGAAAGAUGACAGAGACGGGGCGAUUAGGAGCCUUCAUCACCAAAGUCAAGAAGGGAAGCCUUGCUGAUGUUGUGGGCCAUUUACGGGCAGGUGAUGAGGUGCUGCAGUGGAAUGGGAAGCCGUUGCCCGGAGCAACAAAAAAGGAAGUUUACAACAUCAUUCUGGAAUCCAAAUCAGAACCUCAAGUCGAAAUAGUUGUCUCAAGGCCUAUUGGAGAUAUACCAAGAAUUCCAGAAACAUCACAUCCUCCUUUAGAAUCUACAGGUUCAAGUUCUUUCGAGUCCCAGAAAAUGGAGCGGCCCUCUAUAUCUGUCAUGUCCCCCACUAGUCCCGGGACCCUCCGAGACAUUCCCCAGGUGCUCCCUGGACAGCUCUCUGUGAAACUGUGGUAUGAUAAAGUUGGCCAUCAGCUGAUAGUCAACGUGCUUCAAGCCAUAGACCUGCCUGCCCGGCUGGACGGGAGGCCCAGGAACCCUUACGUCAAAAUGUACUUCCUCCCGGACAGGAGCGACAAAAGCAAACGACGGACCAAAACGGUGAAGAAGAGCUCGGAGCCCAAGUGGAACCAGACCUUCCUCUACCCCCACGUGCACCGGCGGGACUUCAGGGAGCGCAUGCUGGAGAUCACCGUGUGGGACCAGCCGCGCGUGCAGGAGGAGGAGAGCGAGUUCCUGGGGGAGAUUCUGAUCGAGCUGGAGACGGCGCUGCUGGACGACACGCCACACUGGUACAAGCUCCAAACCCACGACGUGUCCUCGCUACCUCUACCCCAGCCCUCUCCCUACCUGCCCCGCCGCCACGGGCACGGGGACAGCCCCAGCAAGAAGCUGCAGAGGUCGCACCGCAUCACUGAUACAGAUUUUGAUGAUCAUAUUGCGGUAGUUUCAGCAGCUGCAGAGAGGAGCUCUCGAGAGCGGGAGAGGUCCACCACACUGACGGUGCCUGAGCAGCAGAGAACCACCCAGCAUCGCUCGCGCUCCGUGUCCCCGCAUCGGGAGGAGCAGGGCAGGGCCCGUUCCCGCCCCCCCAACGUACCAAUGCAGAGGAGUCUGGAUGAGAUCCGCCAGAAUCGACAGUCCCGCUCCCCCACCCACUACCAUGACUCCCCCCGGAGCCACCAGGACCACAUGUCACAGGACUCAGACCAGGACUACUCCGAGGACAGUGAGGUCCUCAUGAUGCGCAGAGCAAUCCGGGGCGGGAGUGCCGAAUGCCUGCACACCAACAGUGAUCUGCAGCCCACUCUUGACAGGGUUAAAAGUGCUAGUACCAACUGUUUGAGACCAGAUCCUAGUUUCCAUUCGCCAGAACGAGAAAGGUGCUCCCAGUCUCUGCCACGCAGGCGGCCCGCGAGCCCCAGGAUAUUAAUCCAGCAUGCCUCCCCUGAAGAUGACAGGCAGUGGAGAACGCUGGAUAGGCCUAUCUGUCAGAAGCUCGGCAGGAAAAGCUCUGACAGUGACAGAGCACACGCACACAGCAGCCCCUCUCACUCCCCCCCUACAGGGACCCCCACGUCAGGUCGCAGGGGGAGGCAGCUGCCACAGGUCCCGCUGAAGAGUAGCAGUAUAGAGCAAGCUCUGGCGGUGGAGGAGAGAGCCCGACAGCUCCAGAUGAAGGUCCACUCCUACAGGACGUCCACCACAUCCAGCUCCAGCCAGGACCUGGAGAUGGAGCUCAAGAACAAACGUGAGCUCUACAAGGAGCAGCGGCGAAGCUCUGACAAUGUGUCUGCCAAGUCGUCCGACAGUGACAUCAGCGACGUGUCAGCCAUGUCCAUACAGUCGGAGCGGCCCAGGGGCCGCAUCAGCCGUCAGAUGCGCCCGUCGGGCCGGAGCAUGCUGAAGAGCACGAGCGUGAGCGGGGAGAUCUACUCGCACGAGCGCACGGACGGCAGCCAGUCGGACACGGCGCUGGGCACGCUGGGCUCGGGCGGGAAGAAGCGGCGGUCCAGCCUGAGCGCCCGCGUGGUGGCCAUCGUGGGCUCGCGCCGCAGCAGGAGCACGUCACAGCUCAGCCAGACAGAAGCCGCCAAUAAGAAGUCGAAGGGGCAGAUCCAGCGCAGCCAGGAGACUGGCAUGGCAGUGGAGUACCCACGCAACACCAUGGCACGCCAGGCUAGCCGCGAUUCCACCAACGGCAGCAUGAACAGCUAUAACUCCGAGGGGAAUCUGAUCUUCUCCGGGGUACGUCUGGGGGCUGACAGCCAGUUCAGUGACUUCCUGGAUGGUCUAGGCCCUGCACAACUAGUAGGAAGGCAAACCCUGGCUACGCCCGCCAUAGGAGAUAUUCAGAUUGGAAUGAUGGAUAAGAAGGGACAGCUGGAGGUGGAAGUGAUCAGAGCACGUGGCCUAACACAAAAGCCAGGAUCCAAAUCACUCCCCGCUCCAUACGUUAAGGUCUAUUUACUGGAUAACGGAGCGUAUGUAGCCAAAAAGAAAACAAAGAUUGCACGAAAAACACUCGAUCCGUUAUACCAGCAAGCACUGCUUUUCGAGGAGAGCCCACAGGGUAAAGUGCUGCAGGUAAUAGUCUGGGGAGACUAUGGGCGAAUGGACCACAAAUGCUUCAUGGGAGUUGCACAGAUCCUAUUGGAGGAGCUGGACCUAUCCAGUACAGUGAUUGGCUGGUACAAACUGUUCCCCCCCUCCUCACUGGUGGAUCCUACGUUAGCCUCUCUCACUCGACGCGCUUCCCAGUCAUCACUUGAAAGUUCAUCGGGACCCCCGGGCGUCCGAUCCUAGUGAACUUGCGAGAAAUGAGAGAUGAAAUAACCAGAGGAAAAAAAAAAAAGAAACCUAGAACAACAAUCAGAAACAGACAGAAUCACGAUCAAAGCUUUGUUGGAGCCUGACAAUCACUCCUGUAGCUUUUUUUUUUUUUUGUCAGUAGAGCUUUCUCGUUAUUUUGGUUUCUCAUUGUUUUAAUUGAUUGUUUUGAUGAUUUUUUAAGAAAUAGGGCUGAUGCAGAAUGCUAGGAAAGCCGUUUUUAAGUAAUUGAGGGACCACAGAGUUUAUGCUAAACAGGACACCUGACCUGAACAACAACAACGAAGACGUUAUAUUCAUUUAAACGGAUCAUCAGAGCUCAUUGACUUCAGUUAGAGACCUGCGGUGGCGGUUGGUGUGAGGUCUCUGAAGUGUACCCUUUUGCUGACACAAGAUCUGCAAAAUCGGAGUCACUCCAAGGCAUCUGUGCACAUGGCCUUUCUUGGUACCCAGACAAUGUGGAUCCAAGCUCUGGCUCUUCUUUUCUGUGGAAAGCCCUUUUCAGUCUCUUUGUCACUGGCUGCUCUGCCUCUUUUUUCCUUCUUCUCUAUUUGUACAUUGGCACAACCAUUCACAUCAUAAGUAAAGGGUUUUAUGUUUUCUAAUGUUUGCAUGGAAUGGAAAAAAUAAAUAAAUAAAAAAAGAAAGCAAUCUCUUUGCUACCAACGCUGGGGACUGUUAGAAGAAGCAGCGUUAUUUUUUUUUCUUUCUUUCUUUCUUUCCUUCUUUGAUUUCAACAGCAAAAUGUUAGCUUGUAAUGCUGUUUUCGUCCAUUGAAUUAUGAACACGUCGAAUUCGACCCUCUGUGUAUAGAUGUACAUUUUGACCUCCCCUGGGGGGGAGGGUUGACCAAUAGGGGUUUUAGCAUAUGCCACUUUGAGCUGUCGCCAGGGGGCCAGAUCGCGUGUCAGCGGAGACGCCCCGGCCCACCCUGGCGAGAGCGAGCUGAAGCUCUGUUCAGUUUCACUGACUGUUUUCGGGAGGAACCCUGCACAUGUUAGUGUUUUUAUCAGACUUCCGUUUACAUUAUUUUGAGAUUAACGCAAGCACAAGAGCUUGAUUUUUUACUGCAAAAAGUUUAACUUUUUGAAAAAAAAAAGAUGAAAAAAAAUUUAAGAAAAAAGCCAAAUUAUGAUUAGCUUCUUUUACGUCCAUUUCAUUUCCUCUUUGCCUAGAGUUCGGGAAAAAAAAAGAACAAACGAGUCAUUCAGAAUCCCCUUGUGCAUUUUCUGUGAAUGUGACAGUAACCAAUCAAGUAACCAAUGGUCCAGGAGACAGACACCAAUACACAUCCACUUACAGGCCUCCGACUCCUCCCACCACUGGGAGAAGCAUGACUCUGGAACUGUUCCAAGCUGCAUGCACAUUUUGUAAAACAAAGCGGACACAAAAAAACGUUAUUGAAAUAGAUAUGUGUGUUAGUUCCACAUACUGUAGGCCAGCUUGUAUGUUGCAUGUACUUGUACAGAUUGCUCGUACUUAAUAUAAAGAGAUAACCAAGAAACCGAAGCCAUUCAUAUCACGUGUAGACAUUUGGCACAGCCCAGUCCAGAUGAUGUCCUUCAUUCUGGUGCUGAAUGUCUAGAAAACAUUUUUAAAUGCUUUUUUGUUGUUGUUCUUUUUUACCCUAUGGAGAAAGUGCUGUACUGUAGUACUGAGCUAACCCAAGCCCUUUUUUGUUGAACAUAUUGGUGUAUACUGUUACUUACUUCUGUGGGGCUGGGACUAAAGUAGAAAAUGUGUAUACAGUACAUCAGAUCAGACUAUAAAGUAUAAUAGAAGUAUAAUUAUCCCAAAUGUAAUUAUACAAAAAAAGCAACUAUAUAGAUAUAUAUGUAAAUGAGAUGCGGUUAUAUAUAAACACACACUUACACAAACAAACACAGGUGAUAUGACACACAUGUUGCAAAUCAUGAGACAACCGUGUGUCUUAGUGAUGCUUGCAAAGAGACCCACUCAGAAUCCAGGGGGCUGAAGUCCAGUCCACAGGGACCGCUGAGCUGGCCCCGGUCCACAGUGGUUGAAACAGAGGCUUCACCAUUUCAGUCCCAAAAUGGCCAAACUCAACGCUGGGUGAUGGUACACCUCAAUUCUAAAACAGUUGUCAGAUAACCACCACCCCCC
Messenger RNA from Megalops cyprinoides (Indo-Pacific tarpon), 7007 nucleotides. RefSeq names its product regulating synaptic membrane exocytosis 1b (gene rims1b). Gene Ontology annotation, cellular component: presynaptic membrane; cytoskeleton of presynaptic active zone. Bases 348 to 4859 code for a protein of 1503 amino acids. The record is from RefSeq and is a predicted model, not a curated record. Gene Ontology annotation, biological process: positive regulation of synaptic transmission; regulation of synaptic plasticity; regulation of membrane potential. Gene Ontology annotation, molecular function: transmembrane transporter binding; small GTPase binding. Lineage: Eukaryota; Metazoa; Chordata; Actinopteri; Elopiformes; Megalopidae. The transcript is spliced from 31 exons.